UUAAGUAUGUACAUAAAUCCAAUGAAAUGGAAAACCCGAACUCUGGGAUAUUCUGGAUUGGGUUUGUUUGGAUUUUACCUUCUUUUUAUUUACAAAUGGACGCACCAUUUACUUUAUAAAGCUGUAGUAGAUUCUGAACCUAAGUACGUCUGGGAAUACGUUGCUGAUUUUAGUAAUAUGAUGAAGUUAAAUCCUACUAUCAAAGAGUUUGAUAUUAUUGAUGAGUCUGGAAAUUACGACCACUGGAAAUAUUCUGUAAAGUAUACAGAACGCUUGAGUCAUUUUCCGAUCGUUCAAAAUACUGCUCAUGGACAUUAUUCAGUCAAACCCAAAGCUGUGGGUUUUGUGAUCGAAUCGAAACAUCGCACUUGUUUUUUGAUGGGAAUGAGCUGCUUAAAUUCAUAUUCGGAAUUUAUUUUCGUACCAGAGGGUAAAAGUACGAAAUGUAUUGAAAAAAUCGACUAUGAGUGCCCAUUGAUUUUUUCAAGUAUUUGUCGGAAAGAAGUGACCUUUCAAAGACAAGAAAUAAUGAAAAACUUACAGUCUCAUUUUUCCACAGUUAAUUUGGAUAAGGAAAAGUAA
Molecule: messenger RNA, 582 nt
Organism: Copidosoma floridanum
Lineage: Eukaryota; Metazoa; Arthropoda; Insecta; Hymenoptera; Encyrtidae
Source: RefSeq, a predicted model, not a curated record